CAUUGGAGCUCCAGAAGUAAACGCGACGAUUGCCUCCCUGGCGGGCGGCGGCCGCGUGCGGCGCGUGCCAGCCACGGCGCGGCAGUGUGCCCGCUCCGCGCGCGUCGCCUGCCCGUGUCGUGCGAUCGUGUCGCGUCGUGUCGCGCCGUGUCGCGUAGCCUCGCCGACAUGUGCCCGCCGCACUCUGUGCCUCGCCUUAUAUCGUAUGGAGUGCUCACUUAAACUGAAUGAAAAUGAAUGGCGGAAGAUCAGACGCGUCAACUUCCACUGAUGAUGUAAAGAGUCGCCCGCUGUGCCUGUUCUACUUCACGCACCCGUUCGGCGUGCUGUCGCCCGAGCCGCCCACGCUGUGCGCCGCGCCGCCGCACGUGGCGCGCGCCUUCCUCAACAUGCAGCCCGUGGCGCCCGCCACGCUGUGGGGCCCGGCGCACCCCGCGCACCCCGCGCACCCCGCGCAGCCCUCCGAGGACGACUACAACACCGGCAGCUCCGCGUCGCGGCCCAGCUACGAGCUAGGCAACGCGACCGUGCACCGCACGCCGCUCAGCCUGGUCAGCGUGGCGCGCGCGCGCAACUGCACGCUCGACUUUGCUGACUCGCGCGACUCCAUUUCUUCGUCUCUGUUCUCCGGCGACGUGUGGUACAACUCCAGCUCCGGCCGCAGCAACGACUACCCGCGCCGGUUGAUCCCUUACAACAAGAUCCUGCCGCCCCUACAGCUGCCCAGCCCCAAAGACUCCUCCAAUCUGUCCAGUUCUGAUGACUUUUGGCCAAAAAAAUGUUUAAAUCCAGAGAAAUUCUCGUUGCCACCGAUCGAAAUGCCCUCAGUGAAAGUGAACGUACUACGAAAUAAAAAGUGCAGUGUGAUGUCAGAGGAGACGUCGAGCGUGGAGAGUGCAGUGGUGCGCAGGAGUCGGUCGCGGCGGCGUGUCGGCGUCAGCAAGGCGCGGGCGCGGCGCACCCGGCCCGCCGAGCUGCGGCGCCUGCUAGCCGCGCUCCUGCGCCGCGCGCUCGCGGGUAAGUACGAGUGCAGUCGCCCAGUGAGGGAGUGGCGCGCGACGGUUUGGUCCUCUAAAAUACAAAAAGAUGAAGAGCUGAGAUGAGCACGGCAUUAGUCAGAGUGUGACUACUAGCUCGAAAUAGAUCCCGUCUGCCGUCCGCUGAGUGCAAGUAGUGCAAGUGUAGUGGUGAAUGCUGCACAAUUAAAUGUGCAGACAUGACACACAGCAAAACAUUUAUGUAUUUUACAUGUUUAUGUAUUUUAUGUUGUAUUUUUUUCAAAAACGUUGCUCCUGCCUUUAAUUGUCUCUUGUAUCGUGAGUGAGUUUACAACCAACACAAUUUCACGUACACACAAACACAAGUUGCUCCGUACGGGAAUCGAACCCACAACACGUUGCAAGGCAAACAGUUGCCUAGCUGCAUCAACAACCGUGCAGUUUUGCACCAGUUCAACAGGUUCGAUACAAAUACUAUAUUAACUAACUUCUGC
Molecule: messenger RNA, 1492 nt
Organism: Spodoptera frugiperda (fall armyworm)
Lineage: Eukaryota; Metazoa; Arthropoda; Insecta; Lepidoptera; Noctuidae
Exons: 2
Coding region: 228-1103 (291 amino acids)
Source: RefSeq, a predicted model, not a curated record